Messenger RNA from Cyprinus carpio (common carp), 5585 nucleotides. Its product is annotated as girdin-like. The transcript has 25 exons. Gene Ontology annotation, cellular component: centrosome; cytoplasm. Gene Ontology annotation, biological process: cytoskeleton-dependent intracellular transport; cytoplasmic microtubule organization. The record is from RefSeq and is a predicted model, not a curated record. Gene Ontology annotation, molecular function: dynein light intermediate chain binding; microtubule binding. The coding region runs from base 580 to 4992 and encodes 1470 amino acids. Lineage: Eukaryota; Metazoa; Chordata; Actinopteri; Cypriniformes; Cyprinidae.
ACGGAAAAUAUGAACACCUAUUAACACCUAACGUUACUAAAACUUUUUCACUAGACCUUUAGACCUUUUAGAGUUUUUCCCCCCUAUGAUGAAAGAAGCACGAAAGUGCACUGAAUGUCUCAAGUUUACAAUUAGUUAUUAAGAUCCUGUGUUAUCUGGAUUCUAAUUGCUGGUGGUUUUUACUUUAAACGUUCACAUGCACUCAUUGCACUGGUGGCCUAAUUGAGGAUGGAGCUCCAGCAGUGAACACCCUGCACGCGCACUGCAGUUUCGGCGUGAUGUCUGACCGGGACCGGAGGAUGCUGCAGUGCUGAUGGAACAUUUAAAAGGCAACAUUCUGCGUUUAUUUUCAAUCUAAUAACAGAUGCCAGUUUGUUGGCGAGUACGAGCUGCAUGAAUAUGAAAUCCUGCAUCGCUGUGAACUGCAGAUUGUUCUCUUGUUCAGUGAUGCAGCUACAUUUCCUCUGCUCAGCUGUUUGUGGAGAAGGGUAAACCGUCUGUGCUGGAUUUACAUGGAUUGUUUUUGUUUCUUCCAAGUGCUUUCCGACUAGUAAAUCUCACUGAUCGUGUAAUUUUAAUAUGGAGGGUGAGAUUCCAGUCAUAUUAGAGCAGUUCAUGAGCAGCCCUCUUGUCACUUGGGUUAAGACAUUUGGUCAGCUAGGUGACAGAGAGGGGGACAUGCUCUGUGAAUACACUGUAUUAGUGGAUGGCAUAUUCUUGAACAAGGUCAUGAAUCAAAUAAAUCCCAAAGGGACUGUUCAAGGUUUAAACAAAGUGAACAAUGACAUCGGCCAGAGAGCUCAAAACCUGUCUGUUCUCUUUUACCACAUCAGAUCAUACUAUCAGGAGACCCUGCAUCAGCUGAUUAUGAUGCCUCCUCCCAGUGUGCUGCUGCUGGGCAGGAACCCGCUCUGUGAGGAAGGUCUAGAAGAGAUCAGGAUGUUGCUGCUUCUGUUGCUUGGCUGUGCUGUGCAGUGUGAAAGAAAAGAGGAGUAUAUCGAGAAGAUACAAAGUCUUGAUUUUGACACAAAAGCAGCAAUUGCAGCUCAUAUCCAAAAGGUGACUCAUUGUCAGGAGAAUGUGUUUGAUCUGCACUGGUUGGGGAUGGAGGGCCUGUGUCAAGAGGAAUGGGAAAAUCUCUGCAGAAAUAUGAGCAUUAAUCUCAAAAUGUUAGUGGACCAGCGAGACCGCCAAUUUGAGGCCAUCGUGGAGUUGAUGCAGGGGAAAGAGACGAUGAAGUCUGUAGUGUUUGGUGAUGACUCCUCCCUCACAGAGUCCACCAGCAGCCAGCUCCCUUUAUCCCAGCAGCACCUGGCACUAGAGCUGGCGGAUGCUAAAGCCAGGAUCAAAUGCCUCAGACAGGAACUAGAGGAGAAAUGUGAACAGCUUUUAGAAUGCAGGCAGGACCUGGACAGUGUGGAAGCAGAGGUUAAAAGACUCCAGCAAGAGAACAUGCAGCUGUUAAUAGAUGCACGAGCAGCCAGGAUGUACCGUGACGAGCUGGAUGCGAUGAAAGAAAGAGCCAUCAGAGCAGACAAACUGGAGAGUGAAGUGGCUCGCUACCGAGAUAAACUUCAUAACAUGAACUUUUACAAAGUCAAACUGGAGGAGCUAAAGGAGGAUAAUCAGGUGUUGAUGGAAAGUAAGGCCAUGCUGGAGGAAGAGCUACAGGGUGUCAAAGCACGAUCUGAAAAACUGCACCAUCUGGAGAAACACAAACUCCUACUAGAAUCAAAACUUCAUGACAUAGAAGAGGAAAGAACUGUGGACAGGAGACGAAUAGAGGAGCUGCUAGAAAGGAACAUUAUACUGGAGCUCUCUCAGAAAAGGAGUAUGGAAGAAUCAAAGCAUUUGGGCUGGGAGCUAGAACUCGCCAAGAACCCUCAACAGAAUUCAGAGUCGAAAUCUUUGGGCCAAGAGGUAACUGAAGUGACAUGUAGCAGGUUGCUGAAACUGGAGAAAGAGAACCAGAGGUUGUUGAAGGCCCUGGAAGAACUUCAAGGAACCAGUCGUCCAUUGGAUGACAUCAUCUCUGAAUCUAAACAUAUUGAGGAAAAUGGGAGGAUGGACAUAGUGGACUAUAAGACUCACAAAUCUACUCCAGCAUUUGCCAACAUGCACAAUGGCCAAAUUAUCACACCGACUCUGAAGACCAGCAAUUAUCCCCUUGACCCAGAACAAUUGCAUACAUCCUUGGAAAAUACUAACAGCAAUCUUCAUUGUCUUGAAGUACAUGUCUACGAAUUGGAGACUGAGAAACAGAGGCCUCAAGUCAAUUUCAAUCAAAACCAGGGACGAGCAGACAUAAAAAACCAAGGUCUAGUGCAUGAGAAUGGAGAUUUGGAGCAAGAUAGGAGUUGUCUGGAGAAGGAGAAUCGGAGAUUGCGGCAGCAAGUGAAGAUCAAGGAGGUCUCGUUGGAUUGUAGUAACCUGAAGUUGGUGGUCCUUGAGAAGGAGAACCGUACCCUGGUUAAAAAGUCUAACUAUCUUAGUGAGGCCUGCACCAAGAACAAAGAGCUAGAGAAGGAAAACCAGGAGCUUAUUCAACAGACUGGAGUGGAUAAGAGGAUGCUGAUGACAUUACGAGAGGAGCUGCUGGACCAGAGGUUGAAAUUGCAACAGAAAGAAUCUGAUCUUGAAAAUUUGACUUAUGAACUAGAGAGGAUGAGGUUAAACCAGGAGUCACGAAUAGGAGAUCACGAGGCUGUAGACCAGGGUCUCAGUCAGUGUAAGCAGCUGGAGUCAGAGCUGGAGUCUUCUCUAAUGAAAUCCCUGAAGAUUAAGAAAGAGAGAAUGGCUGCCCUCGAGGCCCGUCUGCAAGCAUCGGCAAAGAUAAACCAGCAACUAAGACAGGAUCUUAAAACUGUCAAACAGAACUAUGAGGCAUUGCUUCAGAGGGAUGAGGAGGAAAAGGCAGGACAAUGUUCUCCACCAGAGAGGACAUGGCACAGAGAGAGUCAGGAGGCCACGUGGGCAUUGCUCAGACUCAAAGAUCGACUCAUUGAGGUGGAGAGAAAUAAUGCAACUCUUCAGGCUGAGAAACAAGCAUUGCAAACACAACUGCAGACAUUGCAGACGCAGUCAGAUGGGUUGCAGGCACAAAUACUUGCGUUACAACAGCAGACGGCUUCCUUGCAGGAGAGCAACACAACACUGCAGACACACAAUGCACAAUUGCAGGUAGAGAAGUCCACUUUAUCUUCCCAGAAUUCCUCUCUGAUGGCUCAUAAUGCACAGCUACAGCGGGAACGGCAGAGUUCGGAGGCUGAGAGGGAGAGCGCGAUACGGGAGAGAGAAGAUCUCCACACCGUUAAUGAACUUCUUCUCCGGGACCACGAGAGACUGAGCGUUCUGCAUGAGAGACAGGCAGCAGAGUUGGAGGUGCUCUCUCACAGGUACUCAACAAUGGAGAACAGUCACCGAACCCUGGAGAUAGAGCACAGAUCACUAGAGGACAGAUAUAACACACUACUUCAGCAGCGCUCUGAGCUGGAGGGGCUAGAGAGAGCUCUCAGAGAAGAACAGCAGAAGAUGCAGAAUGAGAUAUGCACAAACAGUAACACAACAGCAGAGUGCCAAAGACUCAGAGAUGAGAAAGACUGGCUGAAUCAAACCUACCAGAGGCUGUUGGCAGAGAAUGAGGAACUUCAGGUUGAGCACAAGAGCAUAAAGAGCCAGUUGAACUCCUGCAAACUGGAACAAACGCUGCUAGAAUCAGAGCUGUCCAAACUCAAAGAGCAGAACCAGCAACUGGAAAUCACCAGCAUUAAACUGACAAACCAGUGUGAGUUGCUGACCCAGCUGAAGGGGAACUUGGAAGAGGAGAACCGACACUUGCUGGACCAGAUCCAGAGCCUGAUGCUGCAGAACCAAACCCUGCUAGAUCAGACCAUGGAGAGCAAGGACUUGUUCCAUGUGGAACAGAGACAAUAUAUAGACAAACUGAAUGAACUCAGAAGGCAGAAGGAAAAGCUGGAAGAGAAAAUCUUGGAUCAGUACAAGUUCUAUGACCCAUCACCUCCACGCAGACGGGGCAACUGGAUAACGCUGAAGAUGAGGAAGAUGAUGAAGACGAGGACUCGAGAUCAGGAGCAUGUUCGUUCCUCAACUCCCCAGCUCCGCUCCGGGUCAUGUGAGGGUCUGGAUGACCUGCGCAACCACGACAACGGCUCCUCUGUGGGUUCCCAGGGCUCUGAGGAAUCUGCUUCCAACUCCCUUAAUGGUGACACCGUGUCCCCUAAGAGGAGCAGCAGUAAAGAUUUUCAAGGAGACACGAUUUCACCAAGGCUUGCAAAUGGCACUGAAGGCCAAGAUCAUGGUCUGAAUGGCAAAUCGAGUCGUGCACCAAGUGCGAGCAGUGGUGAGUUCAGCGUGAGCCAGGAGAACGAGGCCUGGUCCAGUGAUAGCAGCCCCCUUCCAGAUCCAUUCUCGUCCAGUCAGCAACGAUUCAGUGACUCCCCUUCCCCAGCCCCACCCAACCACGAGGAGCUCAGGCAGGGCUACUGCUGCUCAAGGAACGGGGUACAGAGAACCAGCAGUGGGAGAUCCGCUAGAGACCGUUCAGCCCAAAAGCUGGACAAAGCAACCAUUGGACUGUAUAAAACUCAGAGCGUGCAAAGUACAGAGUCUGAUCCUAAACCUGCUCUUGAGCCGGAAGGGAAGUCCUCCUCCAUAUCAGGGUGCUUGAACUGCUUUGCCACGCCAGUGCGAAGCCCUAAAACAGGCCAGGCUCUGUGCACUCUGCCCCGCGCCAGCUGUGUCAUCUCAACAUCAGAGGGCCACAGUCGGCGUGCCAGUAUCCAUAGCACUCUGUCAGUGAAGCCAGUGGGAACGGUGUCAAGUAAGAACGGUGCUGAACCUCAACCUGACCCCAGUGAUGAGGUUUUAAAAGAAAGCCCUGUGUUGAAAGAGAAAGACCACAAACCAGAACUCCUUUUUGAUUCAGCAUUCACCAUCGAUUCGGUCUUUACAAACACAAUUUUCAGUGAGUGAAGUUGAAUUGAUACCAGUUAGAAAAGGUUCUAUGUAAACGCCUUUACUGAAAUCAUUUAUACUGGAAUCAUAUAAAUACAAACAUCUUAUUCUGACCAUGAUAAUGCCAUCUCUGAGGUGAAUUCAAGCAUAUUCAGUCAGAAAGCCAAUAAACAAUCCUUGUCCUUGAACAAUCCUCAUCUAAGGUCCUUAAUUUGUCUUGGAUGGCACACAUAUAUUUUUCCCUUAUCACUCCUUGUUUUGUCUCCUAAAUUUUUUAAGUAUUUUGUUUGCAUUUUUGCUAUGUGGUAACUGAUCCCUCAUUUUUUUGUCUUCUUCAAAUUACUUGCAUGAAGGUUAAAUCUAAAAAAGAAAAUUAUAUGUCCCUCCUCUGAGCAUGUAGCAUCAAAACUGUUGUGGUUCAUUUGUUCUGACUACUGUAUAUUACAGCCAUUUCCCCUUUUUGCAGUAUAGAAGAGCAGUGCUAUUUAUUUUUUAGCUGAAAUGCACCCUUUGUUUUUAAAAAAAAAAAAAAAAAAUGUACCCAUUUAUCUUGCUUACUUUUUUCAUGUUUUCUUUCUAACCUAAUAAAACCUGCUACUUUGUUUGCUGUG